Messenger RNA from Cajanus cajan (pigeon pea), 676 nucleotides. The record is from RefSeq and is a predicted model, not a curated record. Lineage: Eukaryota; Viridiplantae; Streptophyta; Magnoliopsida; Fabales; Fabaceae.
AUGAAGCUUCAUGAGCAUCGUGGCUCAUCUUCAUUUCCUGAAGCAUAUUUUCAGAUAGCAUUUGCUGUAAUUGUUUAUUACAUUAACUGGAUAUUGGAUUAUUGUAAAUUAUACCGUUGUUGUCUCUCUUUUCAGCGUGCCACACAUUUAGAUCCAUUGUUAGAAGAAAGUCGUUCUUUGUCUACCAAAAAGGUUCAUGAUAGCGGCAUGAGAACCAUAUGCAUUUGUGAGACAAAGACGAUUGAUAUUAUUAAUAAGACUCGAACGUGGCUAGAGGAGAUUCUCUGGGAGAAGAAAUGUGAUAUGGAUGUUUACCGAUGCAAAGGAGUGUUAAGUGUUCAAAAUUCUGAUCAACUGCAUACAUUGCAGGCAGUGAGAGAAGUAUAUGAGAUUGUUCCAGCUCGGAUGUGUGAAAAGGAAGAGAAGCGCAUAAAUAAGAUAGUCUUUUUGGUCAUAAUCUGAAAGAAGAUAUCUAAUAAACUCCUUUAGAGAUCGUGCAACCUGCCAAGCUGUAUUUGCUCCCUUUCUGUAGGUGAUAACCAAGCUGCUUCACAAGUCCCUAAAGCACCUUGAAGACCCUCCAAUUGCUGUUGUUAGAUAUUGAAUUUUGUGUAUUUAUGUUAGGCGUGAGCAUAAAUUCCGGCUCCGACCGAAUCCGAACUGUCCGCAUCUAAGU